GAAGAUUUUCUGUAGGUUUGUAAUAUGGAGGAGUAAUGGCGUUUUCCGCCCAGAUAGAUCAUGGGCAAAAUGAACGAAAGGACGCAAUUUUGUGUGAAAUUAGUAACGAAACCUCGAAAGAUAAGGGGAAGUUUGUGCCGAAUCCUGCCGCCAAGCCUUUUGUACCUUCCAACUUGAAUUCAACAUUGGGUCGCUCUAACAGGACAUGGACAACUAUCGAAGGACAACAUUCUAAAGUCUUUGGCCUGGGUGGAAAUAUUGCCAAUCUGAAGGCUGCCAGACAGAUAGUAUCACAAGCAUACAUGAAUGAUCCGCAUGGCCCUGUUAACGAUCCCAACAGUGCAAUACCUCAGGAAGAAGUCAAAACACCUACAACACCACAGUCCAGCAACCACAUAGCCCUUCACCUUGUUUCUAAAGUUCUUGAGGAUGAAAGUAUCUUUAAUUUUACAAGCUUUGAGGAAACAACUUCCUGUGUAGAGCCAUGUUCCCCUGUUUCUUGUGUUCAUCCUGACAGGAUUGAUGGUACAUCUCAUUCCUGGCCUCUCCAAGCAGUACCCAAAGGUUCUAUUCCAGUGCCAGCUGCGACAUCCAAUGCUGGCAGUACUACUAGCAGCUUUGGUUCCUUUCCAGGACAAACCAUCUGGUCAACUGAAGUGAAUGCUCAUAUCACCCCUCCCUUAUCACCCCUUGACAUGUCCCCACCAUCCAGCCUGACAAAUUCUUCACUAGGAACCACUCCUCCGCUGCCUCCAACUCCUUUAAUACCUGCAAGCUCUUUGACCAAUUCAUCUGGCAGUGCUUCACCUACAGUGAAUGGUUAUCAUGAUGAACUCUCUCCAUAUCCAUCCCCUACUGGACAACAAUUUGGCUCACAAGACACUUUAUCUCAUACUUUGUUCAUGCCCAUUAAAGAUACAACUAUGGGAAGUAAGGGGUGGAAUUCUUCAGAAUCUGGCUACUAUUCAAGCAAUGGUUCCUGUCGCCGUUCUCAACCAUCUCCAAGUUCAGCCCCAGCACAUGCGUACUGUAAUUCUUCACCAAAGGCACGUCCACAGUCUCUUACAUUUACCAAUGGCCAUCAUUACUAUAGCUCACCGAGCAUGUCACCAUCGUCACCACCUGGACCUGUUCAUAGCCACUCUGCUCCAAAGCAUUUAAAUUCAGGCCAUGAGAUGAAUGGUGGGCCUUGGUACAAACAUGCCUCAGCUAGAGAGCAUGUUUCGCCAAGUUCUUUGCCUAGGGACGCCCAAACUUCCAUUAAAGAGAAUGGGCACUCGGGGCACACCAUUUUGCAUCGCACAAAGAGUCCACUGACCAGCGAACUACAUUGUAGGCUUGAAGAAUGUUAUGAACAACUCCGGAGCCUGGAGAAAGAAAGAAAGAAGACCGAGGCAGAAAUCUCUCACUUGUGGUCUGGUAGAAGGCUGUCUUCUGGAAAUGCUACAAACCUUAGACUUCCACCUAAUCCAUCCAGAGUGGACAAGCUAAUUGUGGAGCAUUUGCGGGAGCAUGCCAAAGUUGAAGCCUUAGUUGGGCGCAUUGAGCGGAUUCGUCACUCCCCUCUCCACGUCAGCAUUAGUGAGGGAGUAGAUCAGUGGCAAAGUGGCAUACGUGAGCUACAGAAUCGUCGUAAAGAAGAGCUUAGUAUUAGUAACAGUUCCAGAUGCAGGCUGAAUUCCUCUAUACGGCAUCAAGAUACUGCGGAACUCUCUGCCUUAAUAUCAGCUGUGAAGACACUGACAUUAAAUACUCGUACAACCCGUACAAUAAUUUGGUGUGCUAAUCAGCUUGUUAUGGCCAAUUCCAUGCCAAAUCGUAGCAGUCUUCACGAGGGAGAGAACUCAGCUGUGCCAUCCAAGGAGGGUACUGGGGAUGUGUCUUGACAGAGAGUUGACAACAGGUUGUGAUCAUUGGGUUUCAUCUUCCAACUGAAGUUGGUGUGCAUUGCAUAAUUUGAAAUGCAUUCCCUUGGCAUUCACUGGUUUACUGCUACUGCAAGCAGCACAAAUUGGUCAAGAAAAUGUGGCAUCCAUGACUAACAUCAGCCACUUAUGGUGGUGGAAGUAUAUGACAAUUUUGCAGCGAAGGUUUAAUAUUAAAGUGGCUUUGUUCAUGGAUUCACAAGCUGAACAGUUCACUAUGGGAACAAUAAUAAUUAUUACAUGUGGCUUUAUUGUGUCUAAUUAACUCUGGGUUUUGACAAAUCCAAGCUGCAGAACAGCAACAAUGAAUGUUUUACCAAUGGAUCACCUAUUCAUUACAUGGUACAGAGGUUAGCGGGGCUUUUAUAAAAUGGCAAAGUAGUUGAACUUUGCAGUGCAAAUUUCUGGUGACUUGAUUCCACUAGUGUUAUUUCCUUGUGCAAGGUUCAGGGCAAAGCACUGGUGCUGGGAACAAUAAUCAUCAAACAUAUUUAUCAGCCAUUUAGAGGAUGUGUUUGCAAAGAACGUUUGGUAUUCUAGGGCCAUUGAAGUGGACAAGCACUGAUAAAUUUCACACUUGGUGUAUUGAGGAGAGUGUAACAGGUUUUGUAGUGUUGCAAGGCAACAGACAUCUUAUUUGGUAAUUGGUUUCUCACUGACAGGCAACUCAUAUUUGUUUUUUUUGUAAUUUGUUUUUCAAACAUUGUUUUCACAAGUAAUUGUGUCCCAAAACUUGAAAAUCAAUGUUAUGCAUUUGGAAUGGCCUAAACUGAUAAGUAAACAUCUUGGCAGGCCAAGUUUUACUUACCAGUGAUAUGCAUAUGCAAUAAUUAUAGUAUGGAAACUGCAUAAUUAUGGUUUUUUCUGAAAUAUAGCGUCAACACCCACUUCGUUCUAUCAAUUAUAGCUGAACAAUGCUGUUAAUACAUUGUUCUUUAUCACACAAAUUGUAUUUUGAGAAUUCCUAAACUAAUCAUUAACUAAAAACUGAUGACAGAUUUCCUUUACACUAAGAUUCACACUGAGUUCUUACAUUUUUUCUGGUGUGUUUGAUGGAAAAAUAAAUCAUCUGUACCCCAUGCAUGCAUGCUUGUAACUUCAUACAUGAAGUUACAAGCACUUCAUGGUUCAACAGGCAAUUCAUGGUCCAACUCUCUUUUUUAGUUGUAACUCACUCAAAGUUUCCUACUUUUGAUAACAGUUUUCUAGCUUCUUGAGUUUUGAAUGCAAUAAUAGUCUUUCCUUGAGAAAGUGAUUUUUUUAAGCUCUACCACGAUUCAGGUAAAUGUAAUCCAUGCCUUCCAAACUGUUCACUACAAAUUGAGAUAAUGCCUGUAUGGACAAGGUUAAACCUGACAUUAAUACCUGUCGAGAGCCUGUUCUUAUGGCUUUAACUGCAGAGUGCAUCCAGACAGCCGUUAAUGGAGAUGUCUAAAAAUAAAGCUCAUCAUUGCAUUCUCUUGA
Orbicella faveolata is the source of this 3389-nucleotide messenger RNA. RefSeq lists its product as uncharacterized. The record is from RefSeq and is a predicted model, not a curated record. NCBI's taxonomy places the organism in Eukaryota, Metazoa, Cnidaria, Anthozoa, Scleractinia, Merulinidae. Gene Ontology annotation, cellular component: nucleus; cytoplasm. Gene Ontology annotation, biological process: meiotic cell cycle; mRNA stabilization; female meiosis I.